CGCCGGGGCUGGCUGAGCGGGCGGCUGCACACGGGCUGGGGGCUCGACUCCGGCUGCCGCUGCCAUCGGCUCCCCAUCCAUGGCACCGCCCGCCGCCGCCGCCGCCGCCGCUCCAGCCCGGCGCGCCAUGGAGUAGGGGCCAGGCAGCCCCCUGCGCUGCACGGACCGGGGUCCCCCCCCCCUCCUUGGAGCUCCGCGCCCCCCCUCCUUGGAGCUCCGCGCCCCCCCCCCCGCCCCAGCCCGCAGCCCCCCGUCCUCUCCUUGCGCCUGGGCCGCUUCGCCAGCCGGGGGGGGAGCCCAUGGAGGCGGUGGCGGGGAAGGAGAAGCGGCGGCAGCCAGCCCCGGCGGCGGCUCGGUUCCCCCGGCCGGAGAUGCUGCCGCUGCCGCUGCCGCUGCCGCCCGGGAGCCGGCACAGGAGCCAGGCUCGCCGGAGACGAAGGGAGCUGCUGCUGGCUCAGCUCUGCCUCGUGGGCUCGCUCACGCUGCUCCUGGCUUCCCUCUCCAGCUGGGCUGGGCAAUCCGGUUAUGAUGUCCUGAGCUAUCCUAUGGAAACUUACGAUAAGUGGAGUGGGAGGAGACUGCUGCAGGCAACCGAGGACAAUGCCACUGAGAUCCCAGAGGAGACAGAAAAUCGAUAUGUCAAGAACUGCACUGAACCAGCUCUCCAUGAAUUCCCCAGCGAUAUCUUUACUAAUGAGGACAGAAGACAUGGAGCUGUAGUCCUGCAUGUCCUCUGUGCCAUGUAUAUGUUCUACGCUUUGGCAAUUGUCUGUGAUGAUUUCUUUGUCCCUUCAUUGGAAAAGAUUAGUGAACGCUUGCAUCUUAGUGAAGAUGUGGCUGGGGCAACUUUCAUGGCAGCUGGAAGCUCCGCUCCUGAGUUGUUUACAUCUGUUAUAGGUGUUUUUAUCACAAAAGGAGAUGUAGGAGUCGGAACCAUUGUUGGCUCUGCUGUAUUCAACAUUCUCUGUAUAAUCGGCGUGUGUGGCCUUUUUGCAGGACAGGUGGUUGCACUGUCGUCAUGGAGUCUGCUGCGAGAUUCAAUCUACUACACACUGUCUGUUGUUGCACUCAUUGUGUUUAUUUAUGAUGAAAUCGUUUCUUGGUGGGAGUCCCUAGUCCUAGUGCUGAUGUACUUCAUUUACAUCCUGAUCAUGAAGUUUAAUUCCUCCUUACAUCACUGUUUUGAAAGGAAGACAAAAAAUGCUGCAAAUAUGGUUAACGGAUUAUCAAAUAACACAGAAAUGGAUGAUAACAGCAAUUGUGACGCCACAGUGGUAUUACUAAAGAAAGGGAAUUUCCAUCGUAAAGCCUCGGUGAUCAUGGUGGACGAGCUGCUGUCUGCCUACCCACACCAGCUUUCCUUCUCUGAGGCUGGGCUCCGGAUAAUGAUAACCAGCCACUUUCCUCCCAAAACCCGUCUCUCCAUGGCCAGUCGCAUGUUGAUCAACGAGAGGCAAAGGCUGAUAAACAGCAGAGCUUACACCAAUGGGGAAUCGGAAGUGGCUAUCAAAAUUCCUAUCAAACAUGCCCUGGAGAACGGGACAGGCCCCAGCAACUCCACUGAAAGGGGCGUGAAUGGGACCCGAAGAGAUGAGGACAUGGCUGAGGCUGGAAAUGAGACCGAGAACGAGGACAAUGAGAACAACGAGAAUGAUGAGGAAGAGGAGGAAGAGGAGGAUGAUAAUGACGGACCUUACACUCCUUUUGACCUACCCUCUGGCAAAAUGGAAAUCCUGAAGUGGCUCUUCACCUGGCCACUGAGCUUCCUCCUGCACUUCACGGUGCCCAACUGCAACAAGCCCUACUGGGAAAAAUGGUUCAUGGUCACCUUUGCUUCCUCUACCCUCUGGAUUGCAGCCUUAUCCUACGUGAUGGUGUGGAUGGUUACGAUCAUUGGCUACACAUUGGGUAUUCCAGACGUGAUCAUGGGUAUCACAUUCCUGGCAGCUGGAACCAGCGUGCCGGACUGCAUGGCUAGCCUUAUAGUAGCAAGACAAGGCAUGGGGGAUAUGGCUGUAUCGAACUCCAUUGGAAGUAACGUUUUUGAUAUUUUAAUUGGCCUGGGUCUCCCAUGGGCUCUGCAGACUCUAGCAGUGGAUUAUGGUUCAUAUAUCCAGCUAAACAGCAGAGGACUUAUCUAUUCUGUUGGCUUGCUGCUGGCAUCAGUUUUUGUCACAGUAUUUGGUGUCCACAUGAACAAAUGGAAGCUGGAUAAGAAGCUGGGAAUUGUGUGCCUUUUCCUGUACGGCAUCUUCUUAUGUUUCUCCAUCAUGACAGAAUUCAAUGUUUUCACUUUUGUGAACUUGCCGAUGUGCAGAGAUCACUGAUCCAGGUGGCAGACUGUCAAGAGGUACUUCCUUCUUACCUGUGCAAUACAAAACACGGCUGGUGUCUCCAGAACACGGUGUACCCAACAGUCGUGAAAUAUAUCCUGCUCACUGUUCAUAGGAUUCUCCUCCCAUCUCGGUUUACCCUCUUCCGAUCCCGAAACCUGGAAAAAUCCUGCAUCGAUGUGAAGAUAUUUUUUUUCAACAUUAAUGUGAUUUCCAAGUUCAGUUUUUGAACAGUGACUGGGAUUCUAAAUGAACUGGCUGCUAUCUGGCGUUGAGCCAGGCAAAACUGAUCUGCUACAAUUCCUUCCUUUUUAAGUUAUUUGGUGGAAGACUAAUCUAAUUUAUGAUAUAAGACUAUUGCUAGAAUGCAGAAGAAGAGGGUACAUUGUAUAUGGGGUGUUUUUCAAGCAGAACUGUGGGAAUCUUUUAUUUUUAUUUUUUUCAGAGAUCAACAGCCUCUCUUUGCAACUUCUUCUUCUGAGCGCUGAAUUUCGUGUAAUGAUCCAAAGGUCACAAGUGCAGUGUAUUAUGGGAACUCAAUUUGAAAUACUCAGCAUAUGAGUGGAUUGACUGUUAAAAAUAAUGACUGGCAAGGCAGUGGAUAACAACUUUAUACUAUGAUUAACGCAUCUCCUAAAGGUGUUGUAAGGACUGCAAGGUGAACAUGGAUUCAAAGGGUAAACACUGCUACCAUUUUCAUUAUUAAUGUCAGAGCUUUAUUGCUAGGUUAUUUAUAUGACUUCCAAGCAAUGGUUUAGGACUGCCAGCCCACAAGGGCUAACGAGCAGGGGUCCUGGUUUUUAAUGAUCCACACAUUGCAAUGCAAGGUCAGAAGCUUCAGAGGAUCAUCCAACUUCUUGUAAUUUUUGGGGGGGAGUGUGUAGUUUUAUGUCUUAUUUGUUGUGAGAAGGACAUAAGCACAGUCACACAUUCUCUAAAUGAGUUAUAGACACUGGUUUCUUUAAAAGGAAAGAGGCAUAUUUUGCACCGACAUUGUUACUGAAGUCAUAAUUUGCCACUCUUUAAAGAAUACACUGGAUCUGGCCAAAAAAUUUUACAGCUGAACUUAUCUGAUAUCAGAUUGUUGUGGAUUUAUUCCACCUCCUUCUGGAGGAAGAAAGAGAGAGAGGGAGAGAGAGAGAAAAAUGGCACUUUUAAAAUGCAGAAUAUCUUUAAUGCAGAUUCACUCACAAAUCUAAGUUAUGAUGAAGGUUUUGCCAUUCUCUGUUCUAACAGACCUGCAAGGUUUUGUAUAAUACUGUAUUAAUAUGGAGUCAAAUUCCACUACAUGAGGAACACCUAUGAUUGCCACACUUGUAUGUAAUGAAAUUGUGGAUUCUUUCCAGUGCUGGCUGUUGUAUUUACUUUAAGCACUGAUCACUUCUGAUUCAUUUGGUAUGGUUUUUUCCUCUUCCUUGUAUACGUUCUUCUAUGAAGCGUAGUAAGAUACUACCAACAAGGUGAAUGUUUUUGUCUAUGGUACAGAUGGUGGCCAAUAUUGGUAGACAGGACACAACAAAAACAGGGCCCUAAGAGAAAAAAAAAUCUGAACUAGCGGAAGAAAAACAGUUCAGAGUGAAGACCCAUUAUCAACUCAUUUGCACUUUUGCACUUGAUUAUUUAAGAUUAAUUCUCUUCGGACAAAUAGUGUAAAAUAAAUGUUUCCAAUCUGAUCUCCAUUCGACAUAGCACAUUACUUUCUGUCCUUUUCACACGGAACAAAUGAAAAUACACAUUUAUUGGGCAAGUUCCAUGGACAGUUGAUGCACGGCCACCUUGGGUAAAAGCAGACUGGUGGGUCUCUGGAGGAAAGCAGGUGUGAAGACAGUGCAGAUGUGAAUAAAGGGGAGAGAAAAGAGGGGCUCCAUUUUAUAUAUGUGUUGCUAUUUUUUCUUCAGGAACAUAACUGUGAUCCCACUUGUUUCGCUAAGCAGCAUUCUAAGACCAGCAUGCUAAGAACUACACCAUAUGGAAAUCCCAUUGCAUUAGAAAUCCCCAUUGUACCUUCUUAGUGUGUUUUUAAUUAAUAAAAACCACUAAAAUGUCUAAAAAGACUUCCUUACAUUAAAAAAUAGUAGCAUGAUGUGAUACAUUUCAAUAAAUUCCAACCUUGAGGACAGUUAUAAGCUUGCAACAAGAUAUAGAAGCUCCUAAGCUGAAUCUUUCCUUACUUGCAGAAGAGACAAUAUUUGGGGAAAAAAGUUUCACAUCAGGGCCUAUUAUUAUUUCUAUUUUGAAUAUUUAUACUGCUGCUCCAAUGGAGCCAGUUGGAUCUAUUUCUACGAAAUAGCCAUUAUCUAUCCCAUGGCACAAAAAUUGCAUGACUGUUUUUUUUAGGAACUUUUCCUGUUGACAUACAUCAAAUACUGUAGUAUCGUAGCUUUGCAUUGUAUGUGUAUCCUGAAAUACAUUGUUCUGAACUUUGUGCAUUUUGCAAGAAUAUUGUGAAAGUUGCUCAUUCCAAGUGUAAGCAAAGAGGUAUCUUAGAUGCACUGAACUGCUCUAAUCUGUGCCAUAUUCUUAUGAGAUGUGAUAGAACAUUUUCUGUGAUCACAGUUUGAGUUAGAUGUACUUGUGAUCUGAAACCAAAGCAGAUGGUACAAGCUUGAUUUGAAAUAGAGGGCCGGUUGAGUGUGUGAGUUCUAAAAGAAAGAGCCUUUCAAACUGAUAGCUUGAUUAAAGCCCAUGGAAAAAUCUCCAAGACAAAAAUGUAAGCACUUUUCUGUGCAAAGUUUAUUCUGCGAUCACUCUUCAUGAAAGGUCUCCCUAAGUCAUACAAUAAUAAGAUCGCUGCAUUCGCUGACUGAUACUUUUGAGUAUUCUCAGCUUUCAUUUUGUUUUCCUUCCAAGCUUUCACUUUAGUUUUCCUUCCUAGCAAUCGUGGACAGUUUUUCACAAGCAUUUCAAAGUGAGCUUAAAGAGCCUUCUCCCCAGUAGUGAACACCUCACUGCAGUUCUACCUUUUGACCUGAUUUUGUCUAGGCUGACGCCAAAUAUCUGAUCCCAUAGUUUCAACUCCGUUUGACACUUCCUUGAGAGUGAUUAAAUGCCAAAAUCUUGUGACGUGGGUGGUUUUAAGAGACACAGGAAAGAUUGCUUUUGCCCUACCAAAGUAGAAUUCUCUACCUGCAUUUUAUUUGCAUUUUUUUUAAGAAAUAGUGCAUUUUUGUAGCUAUAGGUACCUACAACAGAAAAUAUCUUGCGUGGAGGGCAAUUACACUAGUGUGGUUUGGGAGGUUUCUGUGUUGUUCUGUUCCUUUGUGUUUGACUUUGUAUCCUGAGCUGUGUCAUUGAAAUUAGUGAAUUUGCAUGCUUUGGAUUUGUGGCUUUUGCGCCUGUGAAACGGAAUUUAUGCUAAUUUUAAGCAUUCAAAUGCCUAACAAAAAUUUCUUUAAAAAACAAAGAAAAGAAAGAAAGUGGGGAAAAAACCCACAAGUGCUGAGGACACAACAUUUAAUGUCAGUAUAAGAACCUGAGGUUAACAUUUAAAGUGCAAUGACAGUAGCCCAGAUUUUCAAUGACUUUUCCUAAUAAUCUGUAAAAUAAAAUGUAGGUAGCAAAUACUGUUGGAUAAUUUUUUUUAAAACUACAACUUUCUGAGUACUGCUAGAUGCUUCUUUUACCAAAUUUAUCUUUUCAAAUUAAGUAUGAGGACAUGUCAGAUCAUGCUGUAAUGUCAAGCUCUGUCUAUAUUCAGAGAUAUGCCAUUCAUUUCAUUCAUUAAUUCUCCUGCUGAGGGUAGAGAGUAGAGUACACAUUUUGGAUCAACCGUUUCUAGAGAGCUCCUGCCAAGGUUGUGGCCUGCUCCGUAUUAAGGCUGUGGUAGGCAAAGUCGGAACCCAUAAUAUCCUUCCAGCCCGUGUGAGUCUUCUCCGUCCAGCUUUUGUUGGAUCAAAUGUAUAAAGCUGGUGGACUGGUAUGGACUCCAACAUAAGAAGCAGAUGGCCAAGCUAGCUGAGAUGGUGUUGAGUCACUUGGGAAGACACUAGAGACUGAUUGGUCUGACACCUGACAUCCUCAUUCAGAACACGAUGAAGCUACCAUAUACCUUCAAUAUGACGUUACUGUUUCAUGUUGAAAGUAACCAGUUGGCGCAUUUGCGUCUCUGUUAUGGCUCAGGUUUCAGAGCCAUACAAAAGGAUGGAAGCCACUGCUGCUUGAUAGAUAGUCCUCUUAGAGUUGAUAUGUGGCAUUGAUGCCACAGAGGCUUCCGAAGAGCAUGCAUAACAAUCUUGACCUUGCUGAGUUGAUGUUUCAUGUCAGCAAGGCAACCUCCCUCCCUAAUGACGAUGGAACCAAGACACUCAAAUGCGCUGACAAAUUCUCUUGACCAUUGAUUAUGCUGGAUAGGGGUAAAGGUCCAUCAGCCACUUCCAUAAGUUUGGUCUUCUUCCAAUUGACUUGAAGACCAGUCUUACUUCUUAUUUGCUUCUUCUGUAAAUAUAUUCAGGGCAUUAAUGAGAUUAGUAUUUGAGGAUGAGAAUCUAGCUGUGGUAUCUGCAUAUUCCAGCUCUGCUAUGCAGGAGUCAUGUGGUACCACCCCUGGUAUGUGACUAGUGACAACUUCCAUCAUUCAGUCAAUAAGAGUAUUGCGCAUAUCAGGGCAGCCAAGCAUCCUUGAUGGACACUGCUGUUGUACUCAAACCAGUUGGACAUCCUGGUACCUAAGUGGACACAGCUCUCACUUUGAUAGUGUAUUUCUAUGAGAAGGUGGAAGAGUUUACCAGGCACAACAGCAGCUUGCAGACAGGGCCACAGUGAGCAAUGAUCAACAAAGUUGGAGGCAGCGUUUAGAUCAAUAAAAGCUGUAUACACCUCUUAUUGUCUGUGCCAAAACUCUUGACCUUUUCCAAUAAUUUGUCUAAUGGUAAAAAUCUGCUUUGUGAUUGAUUGGCUUGCUGUAGACAGUGUAGAUUCUUUAUUGGGGGGUUAGCAUGCUCAAGAAGAACCAGCAUGAAUAGUUUACUUGCAAUGGAAAGCAAAGUCAUGUUGCAGUGGUUGGAACACACCAGACUAUUGCCUUUCCCUUUCUAAAAUGGGAGAAUAAUCCCAUGGCUCCAGUCAUCAGGUAGUUUCUCAUGAAUCUAUACUUAGUUGAUAAUUUGGGAAAGGAUCAGUGAACAGACCAAUGUUCCCUUUAAUUUUUGACAGGCUGUGUGCACAAAAAAUUGCUUCUGUGCAAAUUUUUGACAGGCCGUGUGCACAAAAAAUUUCUUCUGCGCAAAUUGUGCUUCUGUGCAAAUUUUUGUGUGCGCGGUGAUUCGCCGUGUGCACGCGGUUUAGGAUCUGUAUGCGCGUGCACACGCACACAGCUUUGAGAGAAUAGUGGAACAGACACUGGACAGCAAAGAAAAUUGCCAUGUGGCUUGCUAAAAUGGGAACAACCAAGAAUACCAAUGCCUCAAUGCUUUGCAUAACACAGCUUUAAAGCAGGACAUUUGAGGCAAAUAAGGCUCUGUUGAUAAAAGCUGCAUCAGCCAGAAAUGAGUAUGGGACUGUCUAUAAAGAAUUGUGCCCCUUAAAAGCUGGUCCAGGGAACAAAUCCUCACUUGUCAAAGAUGGACGCUAUAACACACCAGUUUAACUUUAAAAUGAUAUAGUUAAAUCAGUGCAAACUCAAUGUGGACAGACAUUCUUAAUUGGAUUUAAAUGUGGCUUAUAGCAGCGAAACUUCAUCUGGUAAAGCAUUGGCUUAAGCUAAAUCAAUAUAAGGUAACUUUAAAUCCAAUUAAGAGCAUCCACACAGGGAUUUGCACAAAUUUAAAUGAAUCAGUUUAAAAUCACACAUUUAGGUUGAAGUGAUGCGAGUCUGAAUACAGACAUGGCCUUGGCAGCUUUGCUUCAAACAUAAGGCAUCAUGCCUGGUAGUGCAUGUAGUUUGAAUAAGCUAUACAAAUGCAUUGGGUAUAUUGUGAGGCACUACUCUGAAAGAAAGAUAAGUGUUUCCAGUGUCCUAAGACUAUAAGUGAAACCUUGGCGCUGUUGAAAUCAAUGGCAAAAAUCUCAUUGCUUCAGUAGGGCCAAGAUUUCUUCCUAUAUGUCUUUACAACAGCACAUCCUGUUGGUCUUAAAAACAGUUAUUUAAAGAUAUGAAUAAGUGAAUCAGACACAGAACUCUUUUUUUAAGCCAAAUCAACAAGCUAGUUCUUACUAAUACAGCUUGGCACAAGUAAGGAGAUUGCAUAUGAAAGUGUUAUAGGGGUUAGGAACUGUAGGAGCCUGGAACUUGGAGCUUUUUUCACUUGCAGAAAAUUCAUUUACUUUAUCCCCAGCACUGCUGACUCAUUGGACAGACAAUGAAAAGUUUUUAAGUUUCCAAAAGUGGAGUUGUAGCCAAAUUUAUGCCAUGGGGGGAAAAGCAAGGUAUGCCCAACAAGGCAAGCAUGGAAGAAAAACACUUUUUUGUUUUGUUUCUUUGAUCACACAUCCAGUGGUAUAAUUUGUAACAUUUGGCUGUGAAUCUAACUCUAUCCACUUGUAACAGCCCACUAACUACGCCAAGUCUUUGAAGCUUGGGUGGAGCUAGCUAAUUUCAUGAAAGCUUUUAGUGAAAGAAGCACAGUUCUUAUAAGGUUCCAAAUAUUUUAACAGUUUUUAAUUGUAAUUUUCAAAUUAUCAGUAAAACAAGUUUUAAAACUUCCAUCCCAAAAAUCUCGACCCCCCUAUCUAUUUUGUUCUUUUCAAUUGAGUAGUACUUGAAUGUGCUAAAAUUAAUAUGGGUGUUUUUAAUAAUAAAUGUGACUUUUUUUAGCAAGUUGGAGAAAUGAGGUUCAAUGUUAAGUACCUGAACCUACAUGGACAAUCAUGAUAGGCACAGAAGUUUGCCCAAAUGCUGAAUAUUUGUCCGUUAGCCUUGUGGUUUCAGGUCAGCAUAUCUGUGACAGGUAAAGCAGGUAAUUUUUAUCUGUAAUUUAGGAGGUCUCUGUUAUUGGAUCCUGUAGAACACUGUACAGAUUUCAUAAUAGAACCAGCUGUAAGGUUGUUACAAAUUGUAUCUGUUUCUUUCUUUCCUAUUCUUGCAAAGAAAAAAUGUCUGUCAACAUAAACGGGCUUCAUCAGUUAUCAGCGAUAACUAAUCUUAGUUACGAUGUUACAAGAAGUGUCCAGAUAAAAUUCUACAGAUAAAAUACAGAUAGAUUUAGAUUUGAAAAUAAGUAACUGAUACUGGAUGGUUUUGGUAAAAAAAUUCUUUGGACAGAUGAUCUGUUUACAAACCAUUGUAUAGCUGGUUGUCUCUAUGUACAGCAUGGCAAGAUUAUAAGGAUUCGUGCCAAAUUUUUGAGCCAUUACACUAGGUGAGAGCCUUAGGAAAGAACACUCCUUUAUCUUCACUAUUAACAGAAGAGGCAAUAAAAGAAUGCAACUGCCAAUGACAUUAAGUUAAUAACAUCAGGAGUAUUUUUAACAGAGUAGCUGUUCUGAAGUUUCAGUACUUCCAUAGUUCUAGAUUUCAUUCUUCAGAAUUAAUAUACAUUACCUGAAUUUUAACACCAUCUUUGAGAAUGAACUAAAUGUUUUGAUUCAUAUAAAGAGUUGCAGUUAAACUCAGGCAGAUGUGUACAAUACAGUUUCAUUUUGAUGGGGGUCAGGCUGCAGUUACUUAACUGUUCAGCAGAGAGUUAGCAGGGAGAUAACUACAAUCAGAAUAGAGUUUCUGAGACUAUAUUUCCUUUCAGUUAGCCAUGAGAUUAUGGAAAAGAAAAAUGUGCUUAAUGUUCCAUUGUUGUUGGUUUCUGAAAUUAGAUAGGCUUAAAGUAUUGCAGGAGAGGGGUUGUGCAGUGGACAAGUUUCAGCCCAGUGUCAUGAUGGUACUUACGGUCUUAACACCACACACAGGGCUUCUGAGGCAAACAGCGCAUCAGGAAAGCUUGUUUGGGAACCUGCAAAGACACAGUGAAACCCAAAAAAUGUGUAGCAUUGAACAGGGAUGGGGCAUGACUAGUAUAGCUAGGAAUAUGCUGAUUUUGUGUAGCACACAUACCCUGCCCCUCCCCCAACAACCUCUAUCAGCAGCACUCCUGUGGAGGUCCAACCAUAACUUAAAGUUCUCUCUCCACCCAAGAUCCUGAGGGAGGCAAUGGUGGUACCACCAUAUGCACUUCAUUGGGGUAAAUGCCCACAAAGAUAUAGAGGGCCAGGCUGACACAAUGUGGUGCCAUUUACACCUCCCUAUGGGCUUGAUCCAACUCCCAUUACAGGUCAUGACAGGAGUCCAUGUACUAUAAUGAGAAUUGCAUCAGGCCUUAAAUCCCCAAUUCAGCAAAGCAUUUAAGCAUGUGCUUAAGACUCAAAUAAGUCAAUGGAGCUUAAGCAUGCACUGAAAGCUAAGCAUAUGCUUAUGUGCUUUGUGAAUUGGGGUCUAAAGGUCAGGUUCAGUGAAUCUAACCCAUUGGCAUCAGUGAUUUUUUAAAGCAUUUCAAUGAAUACAGUGUCUGCACCAUAGUCGUGUGGAUUUUAUAAACGGUGGAUGCAGUAAAAUAUACCCAUUACAAGCAGUGCUGUAGAAAAAAGUCCUUCAAUGAUGAAUGACCAGAAUACAAGACUCCAGGAAGGAGAGACUUUACUGAAUGUGCCUUUGACUGAAAAGAAAGAAAUGACUUUGAAAGGCUUUAUAGAUUUUAACUACGAGUGAACUACUGAGCAAACUUUUUACUCUUUAUAGUAUUCUUUAGGAAAGUAGAUUUUCCCCGUUAAGUUUUGCCAAGAGUUGGCAUAUCACAUUCCUGGAUUUUGCUACACAAAUGAGGCAGCAUGUCAGAAUGUUUUUAGCAAACAUGGCCUGAUCUUAAGCCCACUGAAGUCAAUUGAAUUCGAUGAGCUUUGGAUCAGGCCCACAGUCAGGAAAAUCAAGAAUGCUUAUUACUGUUUUCUCCUACAGAUAGAUCACAAUUCAGCUGGUCUGAUUAGCAAAGUUUGUGUGUCACUGUUCAUUUGAUUCUGAGUGAUUCAUAAACACAUGAAAGGGUGUGAUAUACCACAUACUGUACGUUCAGUAAGCUUGGCAGUUUCUCCGUAUUCCAAAUGUUUGUUAACUGACUUGAAGCUCUUUGUUGCAUUUCUCGGGAACAAAUGCUUUUUUUUUUUAGUGUUUAUAGCCUAGUUUGAAGGAGAAAAUAGACUUCUGGUAUGGCUGACAAAUUUGGGGCUCAGGUACUGCAGCAAUAGUUACCCCUUUUCUCCUUCUGUGUACAUGGCUGCAUCUGUAGGUGUGGAGGCUAAGAUAUAACAUAAGCGCAGAAUCCUGGCCCCACUGAAGUCAAUGGGAAUUUUGCCAUUGAUUUCAAAGGAGCCAGGAUUUAAUACCAAAUGUUGAAAGCACUCUUACAAUAACAUUCUGUUAUAAGGUGAGAGUUCACCCAAAUUCAGAGUCCAGUCAUUACUUACACAUACGCACCCAUUUGAAUCCAUGGGAUUACUGUAGGAAGGAUUACUCUUGUGAUUGAGGGUUUGCAGAAUGAGUCCUUUGUCAGUACAAGUCUCAUUGUUCCUGAUGUUAUUUGGGACAGUCUUUGUCGACUGAGGAAAGGUUAGUUUCCUUUAGUCGGAUGGGGAAGGCAUCUUGCAAUUUAUUUAUGAAGGUCCUUAUGGGAUGGGUGGUACAGAAUCCAUCCACCAGUCUCAAAGCUAUAAAAUGAGGUCUAUAGCACAUGCCAAUUUCAUCCCUGUUAUAAGAAUAAUUGUGUUACACCAAGGAUGACUAUAACUCCAUGUCAUAAUAUUUGUAGAAAAUGAUAAUAAUAAUGAAACAAAAAUAUGUGGGGUGGGGGUGGGGGGGGAGAAAUACAUUUCAUAGCAGGGAUGCUCUUGAAAAUUUGAAAGGUAAGGGAUCAAAUUUCCCUACAAAUAUAUGACUGACUGCAUGUCUCGCCACAUUUUUAGGACACAACAACAUGAGUGAUGGCUGGUGGAUCCAUAGGCCUUUAUAUAGGAAGACUUCUGACAUAGUUUGAGAGGUGAAGAAUUUGAAAAAUUAGCAGAUGUAAAAUAAUGUUGGCCAAAUGCUGUGGAUUCUGUUUCAAAAGCAGCUUCCCCUCUGAAUUUGGUUGGUUGCUUGUAGAUGGGUAUAUUAUUGGUUUCCUUGUAUCAUAAGGAUGUGAGAUUGUGCUACCAUAAUCCCUUUAUUAAGUAUAGAGUCACCCUAUGGAUUUAAAUGUGUACAAGUGCACUACCUAAGACAGAAUUCAUGCAUUGGACUAAUAGAAAUAGGAGGCAGUUUUGGGCCCAAGAAUAGGUGGGAGAAAAUGCAGAGUGGACCUAUUGCUUCAAGUACCUGUCUCGAUACCACGCGGGUAUAACUCACGGUGUACCCGUACACUGCACAUGUUCAUUGAAACAUCAGCUCAUUACACAGGCCAUGGGAAUCAUCUCCCAAAAUCUUUGCCCAAAGAGAAAUCAGUGUCUCUUCAAAGUGAAAUUUGCACAAUACACAGGUAUUUUAUAUCUGAUCUUCUUCCUGGGGAUCCCUGUUUUGUUCAUUUAUAAACAGACAACACGUUCUGUCCACUGUAAGCAAGUGAAGUAGACAGGAUCCUGGCUUUUUUAUAGACAAAGACAAUGAUUUCACUAUGAGCAUUACUGAUCCAACUGAAUGAUUAUAGUUUUGACGUGGGUAUUUUAAGCUUCCUGAAGCCAGGCCAUCCCAUAUUUAACUAUAUUCAUUAAAGGAUUUGAUCGUGAAUAUGACAGAUUUUGGGCCUUAUUUUUUUAAAUUUUUAAACAAAGAUUUAUAUUCAAGUGUGUACAUUAUGUGCUUUAACCCAGUAUGUUCUCUGUUAUUAAAACAAAGCCCUGUGGUAGCUGGCUGCCAUAUGAAUAGGAAAAGAAAUCUAUUAUGGCUGUUGAGAAGACAGAAACUGAUGUCAGUAUUUAAGAUACUUACACACACAUACACCUUUUUUUGUAAGUGCAAAAGACGGUUACUUGUUUUUAAUUUGUUUCCAUGUUGGUAUCAGCAAGUAAAUAUUAGUUUUGCAUGCCAAUCAUAUAUGUAUAUAAGAAAUAUAACAGGACAAGUUGAAACAGCAUAUCUUUGUAAAUUCAGUAGUAUUUCCAAUUAUUGUUACUACCACUAUGUUAAAUUCCAGUUCCCUUUCCUGAAUGUAAGAAGUUUUUAAAAAAUGAUCAAAGAGGUCAGGAAAUUGUGCACUGAAAUAUUUAUACAUUUAUUUAUUUAUUUCUAUUACAUGAAGAAUUACGCCCCUGAAUCAGGAAAGCAUUACCUUGUUCAGGAAGAGCAGUUAAAACCCAGGGCAGUCAAUGGAAUUUAAGCCCACGCUUAAAUUUAAGUGCAGGCAUAGGUGCUUUCCUGAAUCAGGACCUAAAGUUGGAGCUGUUUAAACACAUUAGUACCAUCCUUUUGAACUUCCAUGAAAAGUGGUGAGACAAUUAAUUUACUGUGAUUUUUUAUCAGCUUGUUAGUCCCCUCCUGCAACCUAUAUGGUGAGGGUAGUUAUCGAACAUUGAGAGAACCUGAAAAAUGUCUCUGUGCUGGUCACUAGUACUGAUCGCUGGAGUAGAAAUGCGUAAAUAUCAAACCUUCACCUCCGUCUGUCAAUCUAUCAUAUUUUGAGGGCAACCAUCCCUGUUUUUUCUGAGCACCAUUUACAGUCAUUACAAUUUACAUUUCGUGAGGUGCCAAUAGGUAUUUUAUAAGAAAUCUUCCUUUCCCAAGUUUGAAUCAAUUUCUUCCAAAACUGUUUUUAAAAAAAGUGUAAAUUACAUGUGAUGACCUGCAUUUUUGAAAACAGGUGUAACAUGGAAGUAAAUGUUUGGGUGCAGAUCCUCAAGCUGGUGUAAAUUGUCAUGGCAACAUUGACAGAGCAGUGGAUCAGCCCUUUGAAAUCUUGCAAUAAAAUGCUCUCACUAUUUGCAAACAGGCGAGUGGGUACCCCCAUUUCAAUAAACCUGUUUUUUCAUGUAGGUCAGUACAUCUCCAUUCUAGGAGGAUGUAUCACCUGGCAUUGCUGUCAAGGUGAAUUAUGGUAGAGCUCAAUAUGGAUGAGGCAAGAAGCAGUGCAGGCAUCUUCAUAAGAAUGGGACAGUGGAGAGGAAAGGUCAGAAUUUUAUGCUUGAGCAAGCUCUUAGACACUUAGGUAUUUUUCAUUUUAGGAAAAAAAGCCUGCAAAUCAAAAGGAUAAAGGCUGAUUAUGAAGCAAGUGUUGCAUAAAAUGAACCUCCAUUUAUUGUAGAGUUUGUAACUCAACUGAAUUCUUCUUCUUAAGUUCUCACAGAAAACAUCUUUUUUUGGUAGCUCUCCACAAUGAGUCUAAAUCUUCACGUACAACAUACAUUUCUUUGUAUCAAAAUUGGGAUAUGAAAUCAGAACAUUCAUUCCUAGAUAAACUAAAACUCCAGCUAAAAUAUUGAAUUUGUUGAGAUCUUGAAAAAAGACAAAAAUAAAUUCUUGAUAUCUUGGUCAUUAAAGCUUUCUAAUUUUAAAAAUGAAUGGCAUAUCAAAAGGGCACAGCAGAUAAAUACAUGUUUUAUACAGCACAAGCAGAGAGCAAAUGCAAAUGAAAGUAAAACUGCAUUAUGAAACACAGAUUCUUGUGUAAUGAGAAUGUUGGCAAGUUUUUCAAGGAUUCAUUUAUGUUGUGCAAAUAAUAUUUGAUCUUUACAGUUCACUUACUGAUUCUGAAAAGGGGUUUUGUUUUGUUUUUUCCAGUAACAAGUACUGUAUUUCCUUAUCAGGGAAAAUGUGGAAGAUGAGUCCAAAAUAUUGCAUGAGUCAGACUUGAUUCUUACUUUAGGUAAAUAAGUGUGUAUCACUGAUCAUGAAAAUCUCCUGUGCACAUGUGUCAGUGUAGACCUAUAUACCUUAGAGACUAAUUGCACCCUUGUAAUUACUGAAUUCUCAGGGGCAAAUUGUGACCAACUUCCUCAUAAGAGUAGCCUCACUGAGUUCAACAUCUACUCUCAUGAACAAGGAAGUCACAAUUAGGCUCUUAGGCCUAGAUCCUCAUUGAUAUUAAGUACCUAAUAUCAUGAAGGAAUUUUCCUCCAGGGCAGAUUGGAAGAGGCCCUGGGGUUUUUUCGCCUUCCUCUGUAGCAUGGGGCAUGGGUCACUUGCUGGAGGAUUCUCUGCUCCUUGAAGUCUUUAAAUCAUGAUUUGAGGACUUCAAUAGCUCAGACAUAGGUGAGAGGUUUAUCGCAGGAGUGCGUGGGUGAGAUUCUGUGGCCUGCGUUGUGCAGGAGGUCGGACUAGAUGAUCAUAAUGGUCCCUUCUGACCUUAAUAUCUAUGAAUCUAUGAAACCUAACUCCAUAGUUAGCUGAUUAAAUAAAUGUUAAGAACUACUUUAAUCCCCAUACUGAAUAUACAAGAGGGAGAAUAAGCUCGAAGAGACAUAUUCCCCUCUCUGACAAUGUCCUGUGCAAUGUCAGAUUCCCCAGUAAAAUGGUGAAACCAUGGCAGUGCUCUCAUGAUUAGAAAGCAUGAGCAAAAAUUCAAAAGGGGGCGUGCACACAGGAAAACAGGACUGGUGCUUUUUUUAGUGCAUUGUUAUGUAUCCAGAAAUAGGCACAGGAUAAGCAGUCCUAUGGGGUGAACUUCACCCCUGUGCAGAAAGGCAGUACGAGGCUGACGAGACAUUUAAACCCAUAAAUAGGAUUUAAGUCAGACUUACGUGCCACAGAAGCCUAGUGCUAACUCUCUGUAGAGAGGUGAAUUUCAGCCAUCGUAAGUUGCAGGGCUUUCGGGGCCAGAUGUUCCUUAGAGCUCAGCAUCCCAACAGCUCCCAUUUAGGCACUAAAUAAAUGGAUGGAUUUAAAAAAAAAA
Dermochelys coriacea (leatherback sea turtle) is the source of this 16108-nucleotide messenger RNA. RefSeq names its product solute carrier family 24 member 3 (gene SLC24A3). NCBI's taxonomy places the organism in Eukaryota, Metazoa, Chordata, Testudines, Dermochelyidae. Gene Ontology annotation, molecular function: calcium, potassium:sodium antiporter activity; calcium channel activity. The record is from RefSeq and is a predicted model, not a curated record. The transcript has 17 exons. Bases 300 to 2327 code for a protein of 675 amino acids. Gene Ontology annotation, biological process: intracellular calcium ion homeostasis; calcium ion transmembrane transport. Gene Ontology annotation, cellular component: membrane.